AAUCCAUCACCCAGACGCUCCAAUAUCAUGGCAACCAAAUUGGCACCGGAGCAAGUAAUUCCUUCAGACGAGAUCAAGUCUAUGUCGAUAUCUGAUGCGCCUGAAGACCAACAAAUGACUGUUGCCGAGAGGUGCAAGCUGAUUUUAACCGUUGGGGAGCAGUGUACUAAAGAAGACGAGCUUCGGAAUCUGCUUGAACGCAAGCCUGAACCCAUCGCCUACGACGGGUUCGAACCCUCGGGGAGGAUGCACAUUGCUCAGGGAGUUAUGAAAGCAAUCAACGUGAACAAGCUCACGAAAGCCGGCUGCAGGGUGAAGAUUUUGAUUGCAGACUGGUUCGCGAAGAUGAACAACAAAAUGGGGGGUGACAUGCAAAAGAUUGAGACCGUGGGACACUACUUCAUUGAGGUUUGGAAAUCUAUAGGAAUGGACCUUGAAAAAGUGGAGUUUGUGUGGUCUUCGAAGGAGAUUAAUUCGAGGGCACAUGAGUACUUGCCUCUUGUUAUGGACAUUGCAGGACGAAACUCGAUAGAGAGGAUGAAGAGAUGUACACAAAUUAUGGGUCGAGAAGCCGGUGAUAACAUGCCUUUAGCACAAGCCAUGUACCCAUGUAUGCAAUGUGCAGAUGUAUUCUUUUUGAAGGCCGACAUCUGCCAAAUGGGAACGGAUCAACGCAAAGUGAACAUGCUUGCGAGAGAGUACUGCAAUCAAAUACAGAAGAAGGACAAGCCUGUGAUCUUGUCGCAUCGGAUGCUGCCCGGCUUGAAGGAAGGGCAGAAUAAGAUGUCGAAAAGUGAUGAGUCCUCCGCCAUAUUCAUGGAAGAUGAUGAAGCCCAAGUGAACUUGAAAAUCAAGAAAGCUCACUGCGUUCCCGGAGAGGUCAAGGGAAAUCCGUGUUUGGAGUAUGUGCAGCACCUGAUUUUCCCAUGGUUUAAUGAGUUUGUUGUGGAGCGAAGCGAAAAAAAUGGCGGAGACAUCACUUUCACAAACUUUGAACAGCUGAGUAAUGCUUAUGCAAGCGGCCAGCUUCAUCCUGGCGACCUGAAACCGGCAUUGGCGAAAUCCUUGAACAAAAUGUUGGAGCCGGUAAGAUCACACUUUAAGAAUGACCCGACUGCAAAGCAGCUACUACGAAGUGUGAAGAGCUUCAGAGUCACCAGGUGAUCAAUACCAGCACUCUUCCUCCUCUUUCACGAUGGUCCUGUCCUCUCCACUAAAAUCUAUCGACAUUUUAUGGUUAAUAAAGGCUUUUGUUCUCACUUUUUUGCAACACUUUAUAUUGAUGGCUGUGACUUGAAUAGAAUGGUUCCCUCAGACACCUUGUCGAUCGAAUCCCGAAUCCCUUAUGCGCCAUAAUCUUUGUUAGUUGAUGAACUACUAGUUAUACUCUUGUCAAGGCAUAUAUAAACAACUUAUCUCUCACCAAUAAAUUAAGAACAACGGCCCUAACUCUCAACAGCCCCAACUCAUCUUGGCAUGAAAAAGAACAUGCCUUCAUGAAUAAAAGUAGGAAAAAGAAGUGUAAAGACACGCAGUCGUUAAUCACUAUACUUGUUUUCCAAAACGGCGUGUAUA
This is a messenger RNA of Rosa chinensis, 1575 nucleotides long. Its product is annotated as tyrosine--tRNA ligase 1, cytoplasmic. The record is from RefSeq and is a predicted model, not a curated record. Bases 28 to 1164 code for a protein of 378 amino acids. NCBI's taxonomy places the organism in Eukaryota, Viridiplantae, Streptophyta, Magnoliopsida, Rosales, Rosaceae. Gene Ontology annotation, molecular function: ATP binding; tyrosine-tRNA ligase activity. Gene Ontology annotation, biological process: tRNA aminoacylation for protein translation. The transcript has a single exon.